UUCUCCUCCCCCUCUUUCAGGCCUUGAAAUCUUGCUACCCUUUUCAAUUUUCCACAUUCCUUUCUCUCCACGCUGCACCCUUGUUUGUUUCUCAACCAAAGGAAGAAAGGAAGGAAGAGAAACCAUCAACCAUGUCGAACUCGGCGUCGGGAAUGGCCGUGUGUGACGAAUGCAAACUCAAGUUCCUGGAACUUAAGGCCAAGAGGAGCUUCCGUUUCAUCGUGUUCAAGAUCAACGAAAAGGUGCAGCAGGUGGUGGUCGACAGGUUGGGGGAACCGGGCGAGAGCUACGAUGAUUUCAGUGCCUGCUUGCCCGCUGAUGAGUGCCGCUACGCGGUGUUUGAUUUUGACUUUGUCACUGAUGAGAACUGCCAGAAGAGCAAGAUCUUCUUCAUCUCUUGGUCCCCAGACACAUCAAGGGUGAGGAGCAAGAUGCUGUACGCGAGCUCCAAGGACCGGUUCAAGAGGGAGCUGGACGGCAUCCAGGUGGAGCUACAAGCAACUGACCCGAGCGAAAUGAGCAUGGACAUCAUAAAGUCGCGAGCCCUCUGAAACAGCCCGGACACUGCACCCUCCAGGAGCAGCAAAAGGCGUUAAUUUGCAUGAGCUCCUGCCCUUGCGAUUCCUUCUGUUGGUGACGGGUCAUCCGUUUUCGUGUCAUUGUUUUCCUGGAAGCAAAGUGUUGCAUUCUGUAUGAGACUGUAUGCCGUUUCCCUUUUCCCCUCUCUGCCGUAGUCCUGCUACUGCUGUAAACUAGAACGUAUUUGUGUUUCAAGACUUGGGUAUGUUAUCUCGUGGCACUGUCGAGUCAUUCAUGUGUCUAUGCAGUGCAAGUUGUGAUUUGUGGUGAAGCUGAUGUAACGUAGUUAAUCACAGAA
Molecule: messenger RNA, 877 nt
Organism: Phragmites australis (common reed)
Lineage: Eukaryota; Viridiplantae; Streptophyta; Magnoliopsida; Poales; Poaceae
Product: actin-depolymerizing factor 1
Exons: 3
Coding region: 132-551 (139 amino acids)
Biological process (GO): actin filament depolymerization
Cellular component (GO): actin cytoskeleton; cytoplasm
Molecular function (GO): actin filament binding
Source: RefSeq, a predicted model, not a curated record